GAACGUGUCUUGGGCGGGACAAUAUCUGGGAAGUUAUUGUUUUUGUUUCUGUUCAUCAUUCACCAGUGUGUUGUUUGUAUAAGCAACUAAACGUGUCAGACUGAUUACGUAUAAAGUAAUAAUCACGAGAGCCUAUCGAAACACUUCGGUACGGAGAGUCCAACUGACGACGUACGGCUUGGCCUUCCCUUGAGAGACCGCGACUUUUACUACUCUGAGUUGGAAGUACUUGGAAGUUUCAUGGCACCGUUAAGAAAGCCCAAGUUACCAAAACCACUUCCAAAUGGCUUCAUUCUCACAGACACCGAGAAAAAGCAAUGGAGGCUAGGAAAAAUCAUCGGCCAAGGCGGCUUUGGACUGAUCUAUCUUGCCUCACAGGACUUGAGCAAACCUGUUGAACCUGACACUAACUUUGUCAUAAAACUGGAGUACCACGAGAAUGGCCCCCUCUUCUCAGAGCUCAAGUUCUACCAGAGGGCAGCCAAACCAGAGAGCAUGCAAAAAUGGAAGAGACGCAGGAGAAUGGACUUCCUGGGCAUCCCAACCUACUGGGGAUCAGGACUUGCUGAAUGCAAUGAUCUCAGGUAUCGUUUUAUGGUUUUGGACCGACUGGGUAGUGACCUUCAGAAAGUGUUUGACUCUAAUGAAGGUCGAUUAAAAAAGACCACCGUGCUCCAUCUUGGCCAAGUACUGCUGGAUGUUCUGGAGUAUAUUCAUGAACAUGGGUAUGUCCAUGCAGAUAUCAAGGCUGCCAACCUCUUACUGGGUUAUACAGACAAUAAAAAGAUCUACCUAGCAGACUAUGGGCUUUCCUACAGAUACUCUCCAGAUGGAGUGCACAAAGAAUACAAAGAAAACCCAAAGAAGGCCCAUAAUGGAACAAUUGAAUACACCAGCAUUGAUGCCCACAAAGGAGUUGACCCAUCUCGACGAGGUGACCUUCAAAUACUGGGGUUUUGUCUUCUUCACUGGUUGUGUGGGUCUCUACCUUGGGACACUUCAUUAGAAGAUCCAUCACAAGUCCAGGAAGUCAAAGGCAGACUGAUGGAAAAUCUUCCAGACUCAGUUCAGCAACUGCCGGGGAUUGGGGACAGUGCAGAUGAAUUGGCUGAUUUACUCACUUACGUGAGAACUCUGGAUUACCAGGAUAAGCCUGACUACCAGUAUCUUAAAGACAUAUUAGCCAACGGUGUAAAAGAAAGACAGGAAAGACUGGAGUUUUCCAUCCCUGUAGGAGAGUCUGCAACUGGGGUGGCAGAUCACCACAACAAAGAAAAGCUGAAAGUAGAUCGAGCCAGAGGAUCCUUCAAAGCUACACCAAAAGCAGAUGAAACUGUGCAGGAAGAAAUUAAGUUCAAACAAGGGCUAGCUGGAACACAGCUCAUGAAAGUUCCAUCACAUCAGAAAGAAAAUGGGAUUUUACUUUCUGUCAGAAGAUCACAAAGGCUAACAUCUGUAAAGAACUACAAAGAAAAUGAUAAUGGGGGUGCCAUUGAUCAGCAGAAGCAAGAGGUGGCCAAACCCAGGCCCAUCCCUGCAUGCUAUAUCAGAGGCCCUCCAAUAGGCCCCAGAGCUCAAUCUAAACAGAAAACUAAAUCCAAAAAGACCACCAGGAGAACUGAUGGCCAGCCGAUAACCUGCACCGAAGAAAGGAUUCACCCACAAAGAAGAAAACACGCUUUCACUAACUGUGACACUAGAACUCAAGCACAUACAGGCUACAGGGAAGGACGGGUAGAGAGGCUUCCCUGCUACAGAGUCGACUGUAGUCAUCAGCAGCGGUCUGAUUCCAAAGUGCAGGAAGCUGGUCCCACACAAUGGACAGGCUUGUGGUACAGUUGUUUGCUUAUAGGUGCCCUUCUUUUCUUGGGUGCUGUUCUUGCAUUCAAACUAUUUUUAAAGAACACAACUAACUCCUGAGCUCGUUGUACAGUUAGUAUUGUUUGCAGGCGGGUUUCCACAGUGGAGCUGGACUUGCGUGGAACACAGACUCACUAGUCAGGGCUUCUACAUCACCAUCUUCACUGUGAUGGGCUGCAACAGAAUGAAGAUUGCAUUGUAAAUGUUGAGCUUAAGGCAUUAAAAAAAAUCUCAUUUUAAGAAAAUAAA
Betta splendens (Siamese fighting fish) is the source of this 2109-nucleotide messenger RNA. RefSeq names its product serine/threonine-protein kinase VRK1-like. Gene Ontology annotation, molecular function: protein serine/threonine kinase activity; ATP binding. The record is from RefSeq and is a predicted model, not a curated record. Lineage: Eukaryota; Metazoa; Chordata; Actinopteri; Anabantiformes; Osphronemidae. The transcript is spliced from 14 exons. Gene Ontology annotation, cellular component: nucleus; cytoplasm. The coding region runs from base 241 to 1920 and encodes 559 amino acids. Gene Ontology annotation, biological process: peptidyl-serine phosphorylation; signal transduction.